CCUCCUGGAUCACGUUUGCGCCAUGGUGGUGUUUGUUCAAGUCGCACAUGCUUAGAGAAGUUUGUAAACAGAUGCGUUUGAAAAAUGGUAAAAUGCGCAGUGCAAGGGUGCCCAAAUAGACCGGGUGGUGGAGUAGUCAGGGGUAAAGCGAGCAAAAGGUUUUUCAGCUUUCCGCAGGACCCUGCAAGGGUAAAAGUCUGGCUUGCUGCGCUGCGGGAGAUAGACAGAGAUCCCUCCGAGUUCAGUGAAAUAUGCGAGGACCACUUUCUUCCCGAGCACAUCAUGCCACAUGGGAUAAGGGAAGAUGCCAUUCCCUUGGCACCAUACUUGGAAGGACCUGUAGGCGCCAGCGAUAGCGAAAGUGACCAGGAGGAAAGACCCAGAGAAACCGUCUCUGAAAGACCCCCUUUGACGUCUGCACCGGUGGACUUGCAUGAUGACGGGAGAGGAAUGGAAGAGGAAGAUGCCGGUGGUGAUGACGACGAUGAUGAUGAGGAGGACGACGAUGAAGAAGAUGAUGAAGACGACGAUGAUGAUGAUGAGGAGGAGGAAGGUGAUGAUGAUGACGCUGUGUUUCAAGUGAAUCGAGCAGAGGAUGUGCGGAAACAAGACCCACUUUUCAUGAGCUUCUCAGAAACAACUCCGUCCCAGAAAAAUACCGGAGAGGGAGAAAGCACGCGCUACGACGUGUCUCUGAGUAGACUGACGCACCUGUUCAUGCGUCUGCUGAGCGCCUCUCCCGACGGCGUCCUGGACCUGAACGACGCGGCGCGCCACCUGGGCACGCGCAAGCGCCGCGUCUACGACAUCACCAACGUGCUGGACGGAAUCAACCUGGUCGAGAAGAAGUCUACCAGCAAGAUCCACUGGGUGAGCAGCACCCCCAUCAGUGCCUUCAGUGGUAUGUUCCAGGCCAAGCUGAGGGAGGAGGUGGAGCAGCUGAAGAGCAUGGAGGAGGCGCUGGACCGACUCAUCAAGGAGUGCUCACGAAACCUCUUCGACCUCACCGACAACAAGGACUGCACACAGGAUGCGUAUGUGACCCAUGAGGACCUGUUCCACAUCCAGGCCUUCCAGGAUCAGACCCUCAUCGCCAUCCGCGCCCCAGAGGAGACCAAACUGGACGUGCCCACUCCCAAGAAGGAGCGAAUCAGCAUGCAUCUGAAGGGCACGCGAGGACCAAUCCACGUGCUGACGUGUGAAAUGACCCCACCCACUGCCAAUUUGGCCACACCCACACCAGGGAGGGAGAAGGCGGCUGGAUUUCUGACGCUGGAAGAAAGUCGGAUCAAGACGACUGCCAAAGCAGGCUCUUCAUCUCUCCCAGCUCCUGUCCAGAGUGCCUGACGACCGCCUUCAGACCACAGUGGCAAACGCGAUACGACAGAACACAACACAACACAACACAACGCACUGUGCUGACACACUUUAGCGAAGCAGCAACACCACAGUUUUUGGAACUUCUGCUUCAACGAUACAGGAAAUGCUCCGCCUGGGGCCUGGGCACGGGCAAGAGGCUGGGAGUGGGGUGAGGGUCUCUCCUGGAGCACAUGAGGUUUACCUGAAAGGGCAGGGCAGGGCAGGUUAUGGGUGGCCACCUGGCUCUCCUUGUUUAUUUCCGAGCGGUAAGUUGCUCAUUGAGCGACCUCUGAUGGAAAGCUACUGGCUUUUUUUGAAAGCACGAUCAGGGAUGGCCAAUCUGGAUUAAUUAUAUUUACAAUCCAGUGCCACAUGUUCCAAAUUGCAAGGUUUUAACCUGUCCAAUUCAACCAGCUCACAAUCACCUGACAUUUGAGUCUCUUUUCCACUGCCGGUUUUCUGGUAGGCCUUCAGCUAGACACAGCGCGACUCAGACGCUACUUUUUCCUUUCCGAUUGGGCACGACACGGCUCAAAUCCGGCAGUGGAAAAGAGCCUUUGGACCAUGUGGCACAGGAUUGUACAGUGUACUGUACACUAAUUAAUCCAUUUUGCCCAUUACUGGGCACGACAUGUUAGUUACUUCAUUUCCAUUUGUAUUGAAGCUCACUGGCUGUAUUGCGUGGGGAAGUUAGAAUGCUUCAAGUUUUGGCGCAGGACGCGCUCAACUUCUUGGAAAAAACAAAAGUCUUUGGGUGCACGAUAAAAUGUAUCAACUUAAGGAAGAAAAAUCCGCACUCACAAACUGCAUCUCAUUAUUUAUUUAUAUUACCACCAUGUCCAAAAAGUGGUACCACGCACUGAUGAAGGCUUGAUAGCCGAAACGCGUUUGCUUUUUGGACAUGGUGGUAAUAUAAAUAAAUAAUGAGACGCAGUUUGUGAGUGCGGAUUUUUCUUCCUGAAGUUAGAAUGCUGUCAUGACUGUCGUGUCUUCUCAGGCAAUAUGGUCAGUGUCACUGUUGUCAUCUUGGUGAGAAUGAGUUGCCAAGAUGUUGAUGUGAGGUGUGGCUAUACUGUAGGUUGAUGUAACCACGUCAUGAGUGGCAUGCAAGUUAUCUGAUGUUCAGACUUACCGUAGACAUGUGUCAUUCAUUAUGUUUGAAAAUUAUGCAUUACAUGAUUCAUUAAAAGCAUUAAUUUAGUGUAAAAAACAAUUAUGAUUCUCAAUAUUAACGUAGGAAUUCAAAUGUACAUGCUAACAUUUGGGCCUAUAAUCUGGAACAAAGGAAAACGUGACCAGCAAUUAUGUAAUAAUUAUGAACCGUACUUGAUUUUUUUUUUCUCUUCUUUACUACUUUGGCACAUUCCUUUUUUCUGUCGUCUGUCCUUUGUUCUUUGUGUUGUAAUUUUUUUCUGACUUAAUAAAUACCAAAUAAUGUUUAUACACCUAAAUGAGUUCACCUGUUUGUCUGACUUGUAUGGGGAGGCUUUUGUGUAUUGUAUUUUUUAGGGCUGAUAGUAUUCAGGCUCCAUGCCUGAUUACAGGCUUGACAGAGUUUGCAAAAAUAAAAACAUUGAUAAUAAUUAGCCAUUAGGUUAUUCUUAUCUCAGAAAGUGUUACAGGUUCAGGGUUUUCUUCUACUAUCAGGCUUGAAUAAUGGUCAUACACAGGCAGUCAUACACAGUUUGAAUAAUGUGCCAAAAUAGGCCUACGUUACGUCACUAUGCAGUAUCUUGUCGUCGUCGUUAGAGCAGGGGAAAAAGUUCAGGCUCAGGAUUUUUGUUCACCAUCACCCCUGAUUUUCUCAUGUGUUAUUGGCUGUGCUCUUGAAAUUGGCCCACUGUUGAACUGAUAUGCUUUAACUAGGGAUGCAAAUGAUUAAUCGAUUAAUCAACUUAAAUCGAUGAAUGUGUUAAUCGAUUAAAAAACAUUAAUCACAAUGAAUCGCCAAUUCAACUGACAAGAGACCCAGGUGAAAUGUACAUUUGAAGAGUGUGUGAAUAGUGGGAACAUUUGAAUCACCU
This is a messenger RNA of Engraulis encrasicolus (European anchovy), 3383 nucleotides long. RefSeq names its product E2F transcription factor 6 (gene e2f6). The transcript is spliced from 8 exons. Bases 85 to 1347 code for a protein of 420 amino acids. Gene Ontology annotation, biological process: regulation of transcription by RNA polymerase II. The record is from RefSeq and is a predicted model, not a curated record. Gene Ontology annotation, cellular component: RNA polymerase II transcription regulator complex. NCBI's taxonomy places the organism in Eukaryota, Metazoa, Chordata, Actinopteri, Clupeiformes, Engraulidae. Gene Ontology annotation, molecular function: protein dimerization activity; RNA polymerase II cis-regulatory region sequence-specific DNA binding; DNA-binding transcription factor activity, RNA polymerase II-specific.